AUGUGGGAGUAUGCGGGUUUUGAAUUAAAAGUUAAAAUUACUCAUACAUUUUUGGGAAAAGGACAUACCCAAAACGAGGUUGACAGCGUGCACGCAUGCAUUGAAAAUGCGCAGAAAGUUAUUUAUAUCCCAGCACAAUGGGUAACACUGAUCAGUUGUGCAAAAGUUGCCGGAAAUCCUUAUACAGUGAUUGAAGUAUCGAAUGAAGAGUUUUUAGAUUCAAGACCCUAG
Molecule: messenger RNA, 231 nt
Organism: Macrosiphum euphorbiae (potato aphid)
Lineage: Eukaryota; Metazoa; Arthropoda; Insecta; Hemiptera; Aphididae
Source: the annotation of a GenBank genome assembly